AUGUGCACAAACGACGAGGGUAGAGUCAGGACUAGGAUUACCAUCAAGCUAAGUUACCUCACUAUGCCCCUCUUAAAUCGCGCAUCGCCUUCGUUAGACUUCCAAGGCGUCCACGAUUUUAGUGGUAAUCAUCGACUAUGGGAUAAUACAAACUCUAUUUUUAAGCUUAUUGUAAAGGUCUACGUUAGUGACGCAAACAGCGACCGCAGGUUCUUGGCUUCGUGGAUAGAUUCAUUCCUGAACUGUGAUGUCCACUUGGAGAGGUCACUCAGCGUGGGAUCCGGUGCAUUGUGUGCAGUUGUUGGAUCUCAAACCCAGGACUCGACCUUCUCUUAG
Fusarium graminearum PH-1 is the source of this 336-nucleotide messenger RNA. RefSeq lists its product as uncharacterized. Bases 1 to 336 code for a protein of 111 amino acids. The transcript has 6 exons. Lineage: Eukaryota; Fungi; Ascomycota; Sordariomycetes; Hypocreales; Nectriaceae. The record is from RefSeq and is a predicted model, not a curated record.